AUCAAACAGUAAAUCCCGCCCAGGAAGCAGAGUAUUAGCGGAUUCAAAAAUAAAAUUGAAAAUUUCCCAAAACUGAUUAAACAGAAGAACAAAAAAAUGGAGAAGAUCUGUGUAGCAGUUAGAGUGAGACCAGCAGCAGCAGAAGAAGAGAUAAGUAGUGGAACAUACUGGAAAGUUGAAGAUAACAAUCACAUCUCUCUUCGCAAGUCCGAUUCUACGCCUAUCUCCGGCGUCUCUUACGCUUUUGAUCACGUGUUCGAUGAAAGUUCCACAAAUGCUCAAGUUUAUGAGCUUCUUACUAAGGACAUCAUCCAUGCUGCUGUCGACGGUUUUAAUGGAACUGUAUUUGCUUACGGACAGACAAGUAGUGGGAAAACUUUUACCAUGAAUGGCUCUGAAAAUGAUCAUGGAAUUAUCCACCGUGCUGUUCAAGAUAUUUUUAACAGACUUGAUAUGAUGUCUGACAGGGAGUUUCUGAUUAGAGUUUCUUACAUGGAGAUUUACAAUGAAGAAAUUAAUGACCUUUUUGCUGUUGAGAAUCAGAAAUUGCAAAUUCAUGAGAGUUUGGAGCGUGGUAUAUUCGUUGCAGGACUCAGGGAGGAAAUCGUGAAUAAUGCUGAACAAGUCCUUAAUCUCAUGGCAUCUGGAGAAGUUAAUAGGCAUUUUGGGGAGACAAAUAUGAAUGCUCGCAGCAGUAGAUCUCACACAAUAUUCAGAAUGGUUAUUGAAAGCAAAGGGAAGGACACUAGUUGUUUUACUGAUUAUGCAAGCUGUGAUGCCAUCCGUGUCUCUGUCUUGAACUUGGUAGAUUUAGCUGGUUCAGAAAGGAUUGCUAAAACUGGAGCUGGAGGAGUACGUUUGAAAGAAGGAAAGCACAUUAAUAAGAGUUUGAUGACUCUUGGUAAUGUGAUAAACAAAUUAAGUGAAGGCUCAAAGCAGAGGGCGCAUAUUCCUUAUCGUGAUAGUAAGCUAACUCGUAUACUUCAACCUGCUCUUGGUGGUAAUGCAAAAACUUCAAUUAUAUGUACAGUAGCCCCAGAAGAGGUUCACAUUGAGGAGACAAAAGGAACUCUCCAGUUUGCCAGCAGAGCCAAGCGCAUCACAAAUUGUGCCCAAGUGAAUGAGAUUUUGACUGAUGCAGCCUUACUGAAGCGGCAGAAGCUAGAGAUAGAAGAGCUACGCAGAAAACUUCAGGGAUCUCGAGCUGAAGUACUGGAGCACGAAAUCUUAAAUUUGAGAAACGACAUGCUGAAGUAUGAAUUAGAAAGGGAAAAGCUAGAAAUGCAAUUGGAGGAGGAGAGGAAAUCACACAAGGAGCGAGAUCAAUGCAUCAUGGAGCAGCGGAUGAAAAUAGAGAAUCUCAGCAGUCUCGUUACAUUGCCCGAGUUUGACAACUCUGCCGGUCAGGGACGUAAUUCUGGAAGACAAAGUAGCAUGGAGGAAUUUAACGACAGCAAUAGUAGAAACGAAGGAGACAUUUUUAGUACUCCUUGUUUGAAGGCAGCUCCAAAUGCUUUUGUUGCCAGGCGAUCCAACUACUCCAGGCUUCCUGAUUUUAGUCCUCUUCCAGAUACUCUUAGCAAUGUUGCUGAUGAAGACACAUGGAUGAAAAUGAACAAAGGUUACAUAGCAGACCUUGAUUUAAUUCAAAUGACUCCUUCAAGAAAAGUUCAAUCCUUCCCAGCAAUUGAUACAACUCCUGGAAUUCCAAGCAGUAAGGAAGUUGAGAAUCUCAAGAGACAACUAGAACUCCUCACCGAAGAGAAAAAUGAACUUCAGAAGAAGCACUCAGAACAAUUGUCAUUGAAUGAUCAUAUGCGAGAGGAGAUUUCAGAACUAAAACGCCAAGCUUUGGAAAUUAGAGAAGUUCCUCAAACACUUUGCAAAUCGGUCACUAGUUGCAAAGAGAUUUAUGAGAACAUUUUGCUAACAUUGCAGAAUUUUGUACCUAACGGGGAAUCUAGCACUGCAAGAUUGCUAUCCGGCACACGAGACAUCGGCAUUUGCCUUUUCUCAAAUCUGGAAUCUCAUCUUUUAAUAGCAAAGGACGACUUUAAAUCUUUGCCUAAUGAUUCCGCAGUCCAAGAGCAGUGCAAUGUUCAUUCUGAGAGGUUAGAAGACACAAUUAAAUCUAUGGUAGCAUUAGAGAAACUAGCCGUUGGGAGCAAAGAAGCAAAGAACACAACAUGCAGAUGCGACUAUAAGGAGUCCACUCUGGAUGAGGAAACUGCUUCUGCAAAGGAGAAACUAAGCUAUGAAGUUGAGGGUAUCAUGGAAAAAUACUAUGAUUUGGAGAAGAAGUUAAAUUUGAAUAACCAACUUCUGGAGGAUUCCAUAGAAAAAUACAGUAGCUUGGAAACCAAGUUUCAGGUUUUAAAGGAAGAAAAUAAUUCCCUGCUAGAUCAAGUCUCAGAAUCAUCUCAAAAGCUAGCAGUGGCUACUGCUCAAAAGCAAAAGGUUUUGAAAGAUCUUGACAAUGAAGCGCGGAGAAGGAACGAUCUUCAAAGAGAAGUAAAACUAUUCAGUGUUGCAUUUUCUGGUAGGCAGAAAUCUUUUAUGUCCUUUCAAAGUGAAUUUAAAUCAAAAAUUGAGAAACUGAAAGCUCUACACCCAGUUUCAGUAUCGAAACCGCUUGGGUGUUGAAGUGGAAGGCCUCGUGCAUCUAUAAUAGUUGCUUUCCUCAUGUUUUCUAAUACUUAUUCUUUAUUAAUGUUUAUUGAAUCUUACAAUGUAAUAGUAGGCUCUGAUGAUCCAACUUUGUUGGACUUUAAGAUCUUAGAAGAGGAUUAAUUUCCAAUAGCAUUGGAAUAUGUAUGUAAUUGAUGCAGAUGGAAAUUUUAUGGUACUAAAUGUUAAGAUAA
Molecule: messenger RNA, 2861 nt
Organism: Mercurialis annua (annual mercury)
Lineage: Eukaryota; Viridiplantae; Streptophyta; Magnoliopsida; Malpighiales; Euphorbiaceae
Product: kinesin-like protein KIN-7N
Exons: 18
Coding region: 97-2643 (848 amino acids)
Biological process (GO): microtubule-based movement
Molecular function (GO): microtubule motor activity; ATP binding; microtubule binding
Source: RefSeq, a predicted model, not a curated record